Messenger RNA from Drosophila innubila, 722 nucleotides. It is a transcript of the gene blp, whose product is annotated as mitochondrial import inner membrane translocase subunit Tim16. Bases 130 to 555 code for a protein of 141 amino acids. The record is from RefSeq and is a predicted model, not a curated record. NCBI's taxonomy places the organism in Eukaryota, Metazoa, Arthropoda, Insecta, Diptera, Drosophilidae. Gene Ontology annotation, biological process: protein import into mitochondrial matrix. Gene Ontology annotation, cellular component: TIM23 mitochondrial import inner membrane translocase complex. The transcript has 2 exons.
UUAUACACUGUGUCUUGUAGGUUAGGUACGUUGUAUAAUGACAAAUUCGUAAACUAACAUCUAAGCUUACUUAGCAAAACAAAAUUAACGUACGAAUUUGGACAAUAAAUUAGUGUAACCGCUGGAGAUAUGGCAAAGUACAUUGCUCAAAUUAUUGUGCUCGGCGGUCAAGCAAUAGGACGUGCAUUUGCCAAGGCGCUCAAACAAGAAAUUGCCGCAUCACAAGAAGCUGCAAAGCGGGCGGGAGGCGGCAGACAAGGAGAUCAGAGUGCUGAGUCCAACCUGCGAACUGGCAUGACACUGGAGGAGGCCAAACAAAUUCUGAACGUGGAGGACGCGAAAAACGUGGAUAGCAUUAUCAAGAACUACGAGCAUCUGUUUAACGUUAAUGAGCGCAGCAAAGGUGGCUCAUUUUAUAUACAAUCUAAAGUCUUUCGGGCAAAGGAGCGAUUGGAUUAUGAGGUGAAAGCGCAGCAACAAAACCAGAAAUCAAAAGACGAGCCCGAGCAACAAGCAGAGGAAGCGCCACAAAGCAGAGCAAGACAACGACGCUAAGCGAUCGAUUAUUAUGCUUUCUACCUCUAAACGAAACUAGCUUUAGUUCUUAAUUAAUUAAAAUAACUGUUAAGUAGAAAAGCACAUAGAGUUUGUAUAAACAAGUUAUUAUUUUAUCAUAUUUCCACAACAUUUGUGGUAUUGCCAAUAAAAUCAUAUGUUCGGUG